UGCCGGCAUUGCACCGUCCACCACGCACCACACGCACGGCGCGGGAGAGGGCUGCCCAUCUGUCAUGGAUGACGCACCAACCAGUUUCACGCCUGAUGACGGCAGGUUAGCAGAACGAUCACCCACUUGGCCCACGAGUGGCAACGCCACGCCGGUGUCACCGCAUGCCGGACAGCGCGGUUUGAUGGGAGUAUCCCCUUAUGGCAGCCCGGAUGACAUGCGAUCAAUAAAGAGGCCUCGUGUUCACUCUCUUUCAUCUACGGUCGUCGUCACUCCCGCCGUUGCAGUUGUGCAUUCUCCGUUGUUGCCCUUGUUGCCGUCUCCAGCGCGCCGUCCAUACACUCCAGUACACCCUCUGUCGGAUUUCGAUGCGUUGUGUUUUCCUGUGCUGUCGCCGCCAUUGCAACCUCACCGUUUGCAGUUUCUGUCGUGUGCUGCGCAGCCAUUUCCUCCUCCUCCACUUUUCGUUGGACUUGACGGGUUGGACUCCAUCCCCCUAGAGUGGUGUUCUCAAUCAUUAGAAGCGGUGUUUGGAAGUGGAGGGUCCACACUGCGUGACGGAGUACGUCGGAGUGUAGAUCCGUGGGUCUCACAUUCGUUCGCCGCAUCAGGUCAUGGGCAGGGGGGUGUAUUGGAUGAUGCACGUCGUGCCUCUGCUGGGGACACACAUGACCGUAAUUUCGCCCGUCGCUCUCUCGUCUCCCGGUUCGACGAGGAUGACAAUGUGUGUGGUAGCGGAGAUGGGCCCGGCCGUAGCGAUCCUGGCGCCCAAAAUCUUGGUGCGGGUCGUUCUGAACACUCAGGCGGGUCUUUGGGGCAAUUCGGUUCGCAGUCAACUGGUUCCGCGAAGUACUCUCGUUUGUUCCUGACUACCGCUUGCAAGGAGAGACUGCGCCUUUUACAAUCUGCGAUGAAAGAAGUGAGCGACAAGUUUGGGGUCAUGAGCGAUGUCGUCGACCGACUCUUGCAUUGGUCAUUGCCAACCAUCCAGUCAGAGUUCGGGGACGGUGUGGCGUCGAGGAUCGAGAGAACACUACCGGCCGACAGUCGUGCAGAUGUGUUUCGUCUCGGAGCAGGAGGGGAUGAUUCGACAGCAGACGCUGAGGAUGAUGGCGAGCGUGAUCGUGAAGGGAGCGGUCGAGGCAAUGGCGGGUCAUUUUGUGGGUUGGAUGAUUCAUUACCACGUUCUGGGCACGGGUCACAGCAUGGCCACAGAUCGCGCGGGCGGCCACCAAGCCGUGGCAGGCCGCGUUCGCGUUUCGAACAUGUAUGUCCUUUGUGCUGGGACGAUUCGAAGGAUGGUGCUUUGCAAACCGGACCUUGCAAUAAUCGGUCUGCACAUGUGUUGGAAUCGAUGGGGCACUGGGAAGGCUCGAAAGCGCCUGAUGUCGUCUUCGUGGAGCCGGUGAAGCUGCAGCAGUUGCUCGGGUUGUUUGAUUUGAGUUGCCCGCGCCACGGGGGCGCUUGUGCUGUGGAUGUGUCCUCUGUCAGUUAUCCUGGACAGAUUUGUCGCAUUUCGCUCGCUUGUGAGAAGUCCUGUCGUUGGACAUGGCACAAUGCACUGGUUGGGGGAGCUGUGUACUCUUGCAGACUUCAACAGCAGUUGUUCCAUGCGACCUUCACUGCGGGUAUGACAUAUACCGUCCUCAACGACUUCUGCAUCGCGUUUGGGGUGGCACCUGUGCACAAGCCCACUUUUUACAGUUGCAUGCGCGGUGAGCCGAAUGUGCGUGAGGGUUGGAAUGCAAAGGUUGUCAGGCAGAGCGUGCGGUAUUGCGACUUGGCCAUUGACACGGUUAUGCGAUCAGGGAGACCCGUCACUUUGAUGGUUGACGGUCGCUACGACUCGGCCAGGUCUGCGCAGCAUUGCACUGUUACCGCGAUUGAGUAUGAUACUCGUCUUGUGGUAGGUGUUCACACUCUUCGGCCAAAAAAUGAGGGAAAGGAGUCGAACCAACUUGAGGUUCCUGCUGUUGUGCGCCUGUUGAGAGGCUUGCUGUCGAGGGGGUUGAAGAUCCGGUGUGUUGUCUCCGACGAUUGUGCUGCAUUGGGUCCACAGUUGGAGCGCCUGGGUAUUGAAUGGCGGAAGGAUUGCCAUCAUAAGGUAAAAAACAUUCGCAAGGCACUUAGAAAAGUCGUGACACUGAAGGUGCCAAAGAAAUUGAACAAUCCUCAUCAGUGCGUGUCGGAAUCUCAGUUUAUGCAGUUCACGAAGAAGGAGCUGUUGGAUGCCUUGACGGACCGUUUUGGACCAGGGUUUUUGACGGCAAAAGAAGAACGAUUGAAGAAGAGCGACUUCGUUGCUCUUGUGAUGAGCAAAAUGUACCCGUACGGCACGAUGAAAAACAAUAAAUCCUUGGUCGUGGAUGCAGAUGGUGUGACUGAGUUCCAUAUGCAUGAGGUGGGGCAUUGGUUUCUUCGUGCUUCCCAGCUUUGCAGAGAUGAGGGCGGUGACUUUGUCACUCUGCACAAUGAUGUCAUGAUGAUCGCCGACCAUUGGGCCGGGGACCACUCCAGGUGCGUUGCGGACAGAGAGCUUCUAUGCUCAAAGGCCGGUGGCCCAUCUCGGCUGCCUCUGUACACGCACGACGACCCCGUGUAUGACAUCAUUCGCCAGACGUUGGGCAGGCAUUGCAGCACGACCGUUUGUUCGUACUACACGGAGUUCCGUCACACGUCGACGGUUGAGACCUACCAGGGCACAAUCAUCAUUUACGUGAAGAAGGCCUUGCAUUUCGAGAAGUCGUAUGAGCCGCGUUUGGCGAUUGCAGUCAUUCGAUGGAACAGUCAUGCAUGGCAGGAUCCCUUGAAAGGCGAGGAUACCAUUGCCCGUGACGAGGACGACGUUGCUUCAGGUGCGGAUCUUGACGUUGUGGGGGAUGGCGAUGUUUUCAUCAUUGGCGACGGGGAUGGGUUGCCUGGACCGGCGGAUACCGUGUCCGAUCGAUCAUGCGAUUCUCUAUUGGACGCAGAUGAUGUCGAGUUGUUCGACGACUGACCUCAUGUUAUGUCGUAGUAUCUUGUACAUGCGACUUUUUUGUUUUUCAGCUUUUCAGUUUGACGUGU
Messenger RNA from Chara braunii, 3066 nucleotides. NCBI's taxonomy places the organism in Eukaryota, Viridiplantae, Streptophyta, Charophyceae, Charales, Characeae. The record is from the annotation of a GenBank genome assembly.